Capra hircus (goat) is the source of this 735-nucleotide messenger RNA. Its product is annotated as transcription elongation factor A protein-like 7. The transcript has 3 exons. The record is from RefSeq and is a predicted model, not a curated record. Bases 233 to 535 code for a protein of 100 amino acids. Lineage: Eukaryota; Metazoa; Chordata; Mammalia; Artiodactyla; Bovidae.
UAAUCCUCACGUGAUCAGGGGCUGGCGUGAAGUCCCUGUAUUUCUGGGAUUCUUUCUCCUUUGGCUACCAGCUCCUUACUGCCCUGCAGGCAUUCCUGCUUGUGACCAAGAGAAAGAGGACAUAAAAUCUUUAAAUCCCAGCAGCAGGUCUGAGGGUCUAUGUUCACAGAUCUCUCGAGGCAAGAAAAAGAGAAGGAAACUAUCCCAAACCAUCUCUGGAAAUCACUACAUCAUGCAAAAAUCUUGCAAAGAAAAUGAAGGAACACCCAAAUGCAAUGUGCCAAAGAGACAGGAAGAGUGCUCCUAUGGAGAGUUCCAACGCCAGCAAACCGAAGGGAAUUUUAGGCAAAGGCUGCUUCAGUCUCUCGAGGAAUUUGGAAAGGACAUAGACUUUAGGCAUUUUAAGGAUGAAGAAAUGACAAGAGAGGGAGAUGGGAUGGAAAGGCGUUUGGAAGAGAUAAGGGGUCUGAGAAAGAAAUGUAGGGCUCUGCUUUCUAACCGUAGGCAUUCUCGAGACCGUCCAUAUCCUAUUUAAUGCACUUCUCGCCUGAAUUCAACUAUUUUCUGUUCUUAAUAUUGCAGUAUUGGUUCCUUUUGUCUGCAUUUUCUUGUGAAAUAUUUGCUACUAUUUUAUUCCAAUCCUUCAAUGUUUUACAAGUGACUCUUGUUGCCAUCAUUUCAUCUUUUGACCUGAUCUCACUCAUUUAAUAGAAUUGCUUCAUUUGUUUGCAUGUG